AUGAAGAUCUCAGUAUUGCAACAUGACCUCAAGUCUCAUCUACCUCAGCGCAAGGGAGACGCUACACCUAUUACACGAAAUCUAGAUCCUUUAGCCCACCCAUUUUCACGAGCACGCGAGCGAACCAGAGCACUAAAUGCAGCAAAGAUCGAGCGGAUGUUCUCGAAGCCCUUUGUUGCUAGCCUCGAGGGACAUAUUGAUGGUGUAUAUACACUAGCAACCAAAGCUGGAGACUUGGAGACAAUCACCAGCGGGAGUGGGGAUGGAGAGAUCAUUGUGCAUGACUUGGUGACUCAUCGGCACCUGCUCAAGGUCCCUGGAGCGCACAAGGGAACAGUAUCAGCAAUCACCUACGCCAACGGACCAAGGUUACUUAGCUGUGGGGUCGAUCGAACUGUCAAGCUCUGGGAUGCUUCGCUUACAUCCGAUGAAGAGGAAACAAUUGCUCAUGCUCCUUUGAACGUAUUCCCUGGAAAAGUAGCCUUUAAUGCGAUCGACCAUCACAAAACGGACCAGCUCUUUGCAACGGCAUCAAAUAUCGUCCAAUUAUGGGAUGAGACCAAAUCCUCCCCAGUCUCCGAUCUUACCUUCCCGACCUCAAAUGAAACCGUUACGGCUCUCCGCUUUAACCUCUCUGAGUCCUCCAUCCUCGCUACGACUGGUACAGACAGAACCUUGACCUUGUACGACAUUCGAACUGGCAAGGCAGAGAGACGACUGGUCAUGCAGAUGCGCGCCAACGCCUUGGCCUGGUCUCCCACAUUUCCAACAACUCUCCUCCUUGCAUCCGAAGACCACAACCUCUACACCUUUGACGUACGAUCGCUCACCAACCCAACUCAAAUAUACAAGGGUCACGUUGCAGCCGUUAUGUCUUGUGGAUGGUCACCUACAGGACAAGAAUUCGUUAGUGGAGGAUGGGAUCGUACAGUUAGAAUAUGGAAAGAAGGCGAAGGAAGUAAACCUGUGGUGUAUACUGGGAAACGCAUGCAAAGGGUAUUUGCAACGGCCUAUACCCAGGACGCGCGAUUUAUACUAUCGGGAUCGGAUGAUGGGAAUGUGCGAUUAUGGAAAGCACGUGCAUCGGAGAAACUGGGUGUUGUGGAAGGCCGAGAGCGCGCAUCGAAAGAGUACAGGGAUCGAUUGCGAGAGAGGUGGAGCAUGGAUAAGGAGGUUGGGCGGAUCGAAAGGCAACAAAAUCUCCCCGUUGCAGUCAAGAAGGCUGGACAGCUCAAAAGGACUAUGCUCGAUGCCCGUGCGGUCAAAGAAGAGCGGAGGAGAAAGCAUACACGAGCUGGGGCGAGCAAACCGAAGGCUGAACGAAAAAAGGUUGUGGUGGCAGAACAAACGUGA
Messenger RNA from Rhizoctonia solani, 1353 nucleotides. RefSeq names its product U3 small nucleolar RNA-associated protein. Gene Ontology annotation, cellular component: small-subunit processome; nucleolus. The record is from RefSeq and is a predicted model, not a curated record. Gene Ontology annotation, biological process: maturation of SSU-rRNA from tricistronic rRNA transcript (SSU-rRNA, 5.8S rRNA, LSU-rRNA). Gene Ontology annotation, molecular function: protein binding. The transcript is spliced from 8 exons. The coding region runs from base 1 to 1353 and encodes 450 amino acids. NCBI's taxonomy places the organism in Eukaryota, Fungi, Basidiomycota, Agaricomycetes, Cantharellales, Ceratobasidiaceae.